ACCGAACUCUUCUCUCUCUCUCUCUCUCUUUUUGUUUGCUUCUUUAUCUCCAGCUGUGAAAGGAGGGAGGAGGAGGAGAGACUCCUGUGCAGAAAUGUGGCACCUUUGGUGAGCUCUCCAACGUCCUCUUUUGCUCUUUGCUCCCGCAUUGACAGAUGGCGGAGAUUGGGUUGGAGAUUUGCACUUGGGACCAAAUCUUUCAGUAGAUUUGCUCCGAAUCUUCGCUCUGAAAUGCUCUGCACCGAAUUCAAUCAGAGUUUGUUUAGCCAUUUUGCUUCUGUUCGCGCUUAGACAUUUCGGUGGGGUGGAUUAAUUGUUGGAUGGGGGCGAUGCGAUAGCUUCCUGAAACCACGAAAUCUUUGAUACAUCUUUCUUGACUGCUGCGGUUUCGACAGGAAUCAGAGAUUUUCUUGAUUUUUAGGGGAAAAUUUUUUAGAUUUUCCUAAUGACACAAGUGGAAUGACUGGAGAACUAACAUCAAAGUUCAAGUAUGUUGUCACGUAGAACUUCAAUUUUCUUUAAACUGAUGGAAUAUGGAUUGAAGUUGAGGCUUCAUAUGUAACACUGAACCUUUUCUAAGAUACGCUAGAUAUGGAUAAGACCUGAUCCGAGUCAUGUCUGCCUGGUGGUAAAUGUUAGAUAAUAUCUAAUAUCCUUUAAGAAAUUGACCAUUGAUACUACUUGCUAGUUUUGCCACGAGUGUCUGCUAUAAAAUCUGUGAGGACCUGACAGGGGAAAACUUGCAGCAGUUCCCUUUGAGCAUAGUGGAUAGCUUGGCAUACAUCCUGGAUUAUGCAUGGUAACUUUUUGUGUUUAUUCAUCCAUGGAUUAACAAUCAGGUUUUUCUAGACUUGUUGUCGUUACAUAAGAUUUGAUGUUCAAUGUCUGCUAGAUUCGCUCACAUAAUUAGUUUCUCAUUAUGUAGUAAAUGCGUAAUUUUAAUGUUUAAGGUUUGAUAGAUUGUUCAUGCCAUUAGUUCGUCGUUAGUGAGUAAGUGCACAAGGUUUAAGAUUUUACUAAAUUCAUUCAUGUUAUUGGUUUCUCAUUACCGGGUGCACAUGCGAUUUUCAAUGUCUAAGGUUUUUUCUGGUUUAGGUUAUGUUACUAAUUUGCCGUUAAGGAGUACAUGCACAAAGUGUAAUGCUAAAGGUUUGCUAGAUUUGUCUAUGCUGUUAAUUUGUCACUGACUAGUAAAUGCCUAUGGUGGUUAUUUAAAGCUUGAGGUUUGAUAGAUUCAUUUAUAUUAUUAGUUUGGCAUUAGCUAGUAAAUGUGUAUGCCCGUUGUGCAGGUCGGUACAUCUAUUGAUGUUAUGAUGUCUUGUUAUCAUGAUGAACAUUAGGGGGGGAAUUCUGCAGCACUUUCUCUUUUACAGAGCUGAUUGGUGAAAGGAAGAGGAUUACUGCAUCAUGACAUUUUGUAGAUUGGAUAAGAGCAGGAAGAGGGCUUAGAAACUGAUGCAAAGGUUCUAAACACUGAACUUUGUGUUCUCCGUGGAGCACUUUCUCCAAUCAUGAAGGUUACCAAUAUAGUUUCUGGCUCUCAUGGAGUGACAGUAGGUGAUGAAGAUUUAGCUAGUCCGAUGUCAAUAUUCCUGAAAAGGCAAGUCGUGGUCGCAAAUUUCCUUCCGCUGCAUACCGCUCGGGAUAAAACAACUGGAAAAUGGUGCUUUGAGUGGGAUGAAGAUUCUUUACUCUUGCAGAUGAAAGAUGGGUUUUCCCCUGAAAUUGAGGUCGUCUAUGUAGGUAGUCUGAAGGUUGAUGUAGAUGCAGAAGAGCAAGAAGAGGUUUCACAAGAGCUCUUAGAGGAGUUUAAGUGCAUACCAACUUUUCUAGCUCCUCAUCUCCAAAGAAGCUUCUACCAUGGCUUCUGUAAAAGACAUCUUUGGCCACUUUUUCAUUACAUGCUGCCCAUCAGUGCGGCACAAGGUGAGCUCUUUGAUAAAUCUCUUUUCGGAGCCUACAUUUCUGCCAACAGGAUAUUCGCUGAUAAAGCCAUGGAGGCAAUGAAUUCAGAUGAGGACUAUAUUUGGAUUCAUGAUUACCACCUCAUGCUUCUACCAAUUCUCCUAAGGAAGCGGCUGAGUCAAGUCAAGCUUGGUUUUUUCCUUCAUAGCCCAUUCCCAUCCUCAGAAAUCUAUAAGACUCUUCCUGUUAGAGAUCAACUGCUUAAGGGGUUACUGAAUGCUGAUGUAAUUGGUUUUCAGACAUUUGAUUAUGCACGCCACUUCCUUUCUUGUUGCAGCAGGCUGCUAGGCCUAGAUUACAAAUUUAAGCAUGGGUACAUAGGAAUUGAGUAUUUCGGCCGUAUUGUGAGCAUUAAGAUUGCUCCAGUUGGUGUUCAUGUUGGCCGGCUUGAGAAACUUCUAAAAUGUCCAACCACAAUUGCCAAGGUUCAAGAGAUUAAACAAAGAUUUAAAGGGAAGACAUUAUUUCUUGGUAUUGAUGACAUGGACAUCUUCAAGGGUAUGAGUUUGAAGCUUUUAGCGUUUGAAUUUAUGUUGCAGAGGAAUCAAAAUCUUAGAGGUAAGAUGGUCCUGAUUCAAAUUGCUAAUCCUCCAAGAACAGUGGGAAAAAAUGUGAUGGAAACAAGAAGUGAGGUGAUCUCAAUUGUUGAAAGAAUAAACAGUGUCUACGGUAGUCCAGGUUAUGAACCUGUGGUCUUUAUGGAUUAUUCUAUUCCCUAUCACAUGAAGAUCGCAUAUUACGUGAUGGCGGAUUGUUGCAUUGUAAAUGCUGUCAGGGAUGGUAUGAACUUAGUACCAUAUGAGUAUGUAGUUUGUAGACAAGGGACGGAGGAGAUAGAUAGACAUCGAGGCAUUAAUAUGGUGCGAUGCACAAGCACACUGAUCGUCUCUGAAUUCAUCGGCUGUUCUCCAUCCCUGAGUGGAGCUAUAAAAGUCAACCCUUGGAGUCUUCAGGAUGUUGCUGAUGCCUUGUAUCAUGCGAGUGAGCUGUCUGAAAAUGUGAGGCAGUUGCAUCACGAAAAACAUUAUCGAUAUGUUAUCUCUCAUCAUGUAGCUUAUUGGGUUCAGAGCUUUCUACAGGAACUAGAAAGAGCUUGUCAAGGCAAUUGCAAUCAGAAAUACUACCGCCUUGGUAUUGGUUUAAACUUCAGAGUUGUUUCUCUUUCUCCAGAUUUCAGAAAGCUAUCUGUAGAUGAACUUGUCUCUUCAUACAAAAGAACCAAUCACAGGGCAAUAUUUUUGGAUUACGAUGGAACCAUAAUGCCUGCAGGUUCUGCAUGUAAAAUCCCCUCAACGAGACUCAUUUCCAUUCUUAAUGACCUUUGCACUGAUCCCCAAAAUACAGUUUUCAUCGUCAGUGGAAGAGAGAGGACUGCUCUUGGUGAGUGGUUUUGUUCUUGUACAAACCUAGGAAUCGCUGCUGAGCAUGGCUAUUUCAUCAGAUGGAACGUAGACUCCGAUUGGGAAUCUUCUCCACCUUUCGGUGUGAGCUUUGAGUGGAGAAAUACUGUUGAGCGGGUGAUGAAAUCAUACACCGAGGCAACAGAUGGUUCCUUUAUAGAAUCAAAGGAAAGUGCACUGGUGUGGAAUUAUCAGGAUGCUGAUUUUGAGUUUGGCUCCUGUCAAGCCAAAGAGCUAUCUAGUCAUCUCGAGAGUUUGCUUGCCAAUGAUCCAGUUGUUGUUCGAAGGGGCCACUAUAUUGUUGAGGUUAUACCUCAGGGAGUGGGUAAAGGGAGGGCAGUUGAUAAAAUUCUCGGACAACUGGUAGCCAAUGGAAAGCCACCAGAACUUAUCAUCUGUGUUGGCAAUGACCGAUCUGAUGAAGACAUGUUCCAGAGCAUCAACAACGCCACGAAAAAAGAAUCUUCGACCGCAGCUCCUGAGGUCUUUGCCUGCACAGUUGGUCAAAAGCCAAGCAGUGCCAAGUAUUACAUCGACGAAACCAGUGACGUGCUUCUGUUGCUAAAAGCUCUUGUGCAGUCCCAGAACAAAAUAGUCUCCCCUUGAGCUACAGACCAUAAACUCUGUUGUACAUCCCAUACCAGCUCUCUGUAAUGUUUUUGUCUCCACAUUACAAAGUUCUGAAUGGUGCUUCUUGGUGUC
This is a messenger RNA of Musa acuminata AAA Group (dessert banana), 4067 nucleotides long. RefSeq names its product probable alpha,alpha-trehalose-phosphate synthase [UDP-forming] 9. NCBI's taxonomy places the organism in Eukaryota, Viridiplantae, Streptophyta, Magnoliopsida, Zingiberales, Musaceae. The record is from RefSeq and is a predicted model, not a curated record. Gene Ontology annotation, cellular component: cytosol. Gene Ontology annotation, molecular function: trehalose-phosphatase activity. Bases 1512 to 3971 code for a protein of 819 amino acids. Gene Ontology annotation, biological process: trehalose biosynthetic process. The transcript is spliced from 5 exons.